GAGAUCACGGAUCCCAUGGACGGCUUCAAUGCAUUGGACGAUGACGAUGAUGUCUUCAAGGACAUACCGGACCUAGAAGAUAACACGGCCGACACGACUGAGACCGGACGCGUCAGUGAGGUUAAGGAUGACUGGCUCAUAGGCGAAGAGUUCGACGUCGGCCCAGAAUUCGUCAGAAGACAGCGCGAAGAAGAGGAGCGCUGGCGGAAGAAGUGUGAGAGGUGGCUUGGCCUGGGUCCUCGUGAUUGCGAGAACUGGCGAUGGUUAAUUCGCAGUGUUGUCAGCGAAGCUGCAGAACAGUGACUGACCUCUCUCACCGCCAUUUCUCUCAGACCCUUGCACCGCAUAACUCCACCAACCUUUUUUUGUUUUCUGCUUCUCAUUCCCCCUUUUUUAUUUCGUCUAGACGUUUUAUUGCUUUUCAACGGAUCUGUACAACGACGCAAAGACAAAAGUUUACGACACACGAGCCGGAAGGCAUCACCAAAAAAGGCGAAAGAGAGGGUGGGAAAGAAGUGGAGUUGAAUUUUUAUUAUUUUUUUUUUCCUUAUUGAGGAGUACGUGCAACAGAACAGCAUCCGCAGUAUACACACUGCACGAUUGAAUGGAUAGGGGGCCCCACGGGGCCAUUCUGGAUACCACGACAUGGUAAACUAUCUGCUGGAUCCAUGAGUUGUGGGGACGGAGGGAGACGCGAGGCUUCGAGGAAGGGGUGUCUCACGGCGGGGAAUGGAAUACAAGGGAACGAAAUGAAACAGACGGGCAGUCAUUGGCCCAAGUACUAACGACGGAACGACACAAGAUAUCAUUGAUGACAGUUAACGGUGGAUUCUUUUUCAUCUCUAUUUGUUGUGGACCGGUCAUGUCUAUUGGGCAUGAAGAGGGGAGACUGAUUCUAAUGCUGAGGCUGAAGAAUGAAACAGAAUCGAAGCAGUGCGCGAGAGUGUGGCGACCCGGCGAGGUGAUGUGCGAUGAAUUGCUGCGAAGAGGUGCUUUCUGAAACCAAGAAGUGAGAGGGAAAUGCAACGAUGGCACUCGAUGGGCUCUUGUCUGAGACGACGACGAUCGAUGAUGAAGAUGAUUAUCACAGAAAAAAAAACGAUGACAGUGAUGAUGACGGCGGGCAACGAAUUUCCUUUUGGUGGCGCUUCCUUGUUCUCUGUUUCUUUUCCCUCGAAUCAGCAUGGACGUACCGGCCCCGUCCAAACAACCCCGACUCUAGAUUAAUAACAAUGCAACAUGUACAACACG
This is a messenger RNA of Cryphonectria parasitica EP155, 1251 nucleotides long. RefSeq lists its product as uncharacterized. Bases 16 to 303 code for a protein of 95 amino acids. Gene Ontology annotation, molecular function: GTPase activator activity. Gene Ontology annotation, cellular component: SIN/MEN two-component GAP complex; mitotic spindle pole body. The record is from RefSeq and is a predicted model, not a curated record. Lineage: Eukaryota; Fungi; Ascomycota; Sordariomycetes; Diaporthales; Cryphonectriaceae. The transcript has a single exon. Gene Ontology annotation, biological process: mitotic spindle orientation checkpoint signaling; regulation of Ras protein signal transduction.